AUGGAAGGGGGCGGUGUCGAGAUGGACGGGGCUGGAGGACUGGUGAACACGUACACGCUGGACGAUACGCUGGCCAAGUUGAAGCUGCAGCAUCACCAAGAAGCAGGCGAGGGGAAGAGGCAGGCCGAGGCGGUCAAUAAGAUUGAUUUGUGCAAGCAGUUUCUGGGGCCUGAGGGCGCCCAGACGCUGGCCGAUGCCCUCACCCGCGCCUCCCUCCACGGCGAUGCACCCCCAACGCCACUGGCCUCCGCUCGCAGCGUCCUCCUCGGUGCGGACGAGAUCGGACCGGAGGGAGCGAUGGCGAUCGCGGCGAUGCUGCACCAUAACAAGACCCUGCGCACCGUGUUUCUGGGCUGCAACGACAUUGGGCCGAAAGGCGCGGCGGCGUUGGCCGACUCGCUCAAGGAGAACAAGACCGUGGAGGCGCUGUGGCUCAAGCGGAACUCGAUCGGGCCGGAGGGAGCCAAGUCGCUCGCUCGCGUAUUGGCCGGCGACAACGACGCCCUGCUCCUGCUCGACCUUGUCUUCAACAAGAUCGGACCCGAGGGCGGUCAACACCUGGCCCGCCUCCUGGAGGACGAGCGGUGCAGGCUGGAGGUGCUCUUCCUGGGCGGCAACGCGCUUGGACCGGCCGGCUCUGCCAGGCUUGCCCACAGCCUGGAGCACAAUCGCGUCCUGCAAGAGCUGUACCUGGACGUCAACGACAUGGGCGAUGAGGGGGCGGCCGCCUUUGCUCGUGUGCUCGCCACCAACUCCACACUGCGCGCGCUGACGCUUGCGAGCAACGACAUCGGAGACGAUGGCGCGGCGGCCUUGGCCGAAGCGCUCAUCAGCAACCCCAACUCGGCCCUCCAGAUGCUCAACCUGGGCUACCAGAAGAGCACGGUGGUGAUGGGCGGCCGACCCAACCGGAUCGGCGAUGCGGGCGUGGCGGCCCUGGCGCGCAUGCUGGCGACCAACCGCACGCUGGUGGCGCUCAACCUCAACAAGAACCAGGUCACGCGGGUCGGAGCCAGGGCGCUGGGCCGCGCGCUCGCCUCCAACCGCAGCCUGCGCGUGCUCGAGCUCAGGGCCAACUACCAGCUCGGCGACGACGGCGUCGUGGACCUGCUCGACGCCAUGGCGACGAACGACACGCUGGCCGCGCUCGACCUGGUCGGGUGCCAAGUGGGCCUCGUCGGGCUGCGGCGGCUCCUGCGCCAUGUCGAGACGCACCCCAGCCUGAUCAGCGUUCACCUCGGCGGCUGGAAGACGCGCCAGGCCGACGACGACGAUGGCGGUGAUGAGAGCAACGAGGACGACGGCUCGGCGCACGACGUGGCGCGCCGUGUCAUGGAGCAGGUCAAGGCCAACCGCGACAGGCACGGCCACUCUGCGCAGCAGCUGUUCAACAGCGUCGGGCGCUGCUACGGCGGCAAGAGGGUCGAGACGUGGCUGGAUGACAUCCGCAGCAUCUACCGCGUACCCAAGACGGACCACACCGACGGCGACGCCGACGCACAACCCAAGCCGACGGCGAAGAAAGAGGUCAAGAAGAAGAAGGUGUGGGCGAAGGUGAACAACAACAGCAAGCCGAAAGCGACCACUCCUUCGACGACGACGGACACCACACCGGCUGGUGCGGCUGGUGCGGCUGGCGCGACGGUCAAGCCAGGCCUGCGGCUGUCGGUCGAGAGCUGCCUGCGCACGCGGCUGCUCAACCAGUUGCGCCACAACCAGCAACUCGCCGCGCGCUUGGCCGUCGAGGAGGACAAGAACGACAUCACGGGAAGCGACGCGUCGUUUGCGUGGGCCAAGGCCCUCCCUGGCGACGGCCUUCGCGCGGCCCUGCAGCAAGCAAUGGCCCAGGGCAAGCGACUCGAGGCCCAUCCAACUGUGACGGGAGAGGAGGGCGAACCGCGUCUGUAG
Molecule: messenger RNA, 1908 nt
Organism: Acanthamoeba castellanii str. Neff
Lineage: Eukaryota; Discosea; Longamoebia; Acanthamoebidae
Product: leucine rich repeat domain containing protein
Exons: 7
Coding region: 1-1908 (635 amino acids)
Biological process (GO): nucleocytoplasmic transport; activation of GTPase activity
Cellular component (GO): nucleus; perinuclear region of cytoplasm; cytosol
Molecular function (GO): GTPase activator activity; small GTPase binding
Source: RefSeq, a predicted model, not a curated record